CAAAACUGAAGCUCGCGGUCCCUCCUUUAUGCUAAUACGGGCUGUAUGACAAGUUUGUGACGCUAGGAGACCCGGAAGAACGAGUCUGCAUUUAAUUGAAACUAAAACUGAAAAAGAAAAGAAAAUCGGUAGAAAAGAGAGAAAAGUGUUGAGGUCAUCGGGUUUGUAUUAUUCUAGCAGAUCAUCCAUCCGCAUCCAGCAUGUCUGCGUCGGCAGUUUUUGUGCUGGAUAUCAAGGGGAAGGUGCUGAUCUCUCGGAAUUACAAGGGGGAUAUCGACAUGAAUGAAAUCGAUCACUUCAUGCCCAUUCUGAUGCAGAAGGAGGAGGAAGUUGAUGUGUCUCCAUUUGUGGCCCACGGGGCAGUGCACUUCCUGUGGAUCAAGCACAGUAACCUGUACUUGGUAGCAAUGACUAAGAACAAUGCCAACGCUGCCUUGGUCUUCGCCUUUCUCUAUAAAAUAGUGGAGGUUUUUAAAGAGUAUUUCAAAGAGCUGGAAGAGGAGAGUAUCCGGGAUAACUUCGUAACCGUAUACGAGCUCAUGGAUGAGGUGAUGGAUUUUGGAUUUCCUCAAACAACAGACAGCCAGAUCCUGCAGGAGUACAUCACACAACGGGGGCACAAGCUGGAGGUGGGUGCCCCCCGGCCCCCAGCAACUGUAACCAACGCCGUCUCCUGGAGAUCGGAGGGGAUCAAAUACCGGAAGAACGAAGUGUUUAUGGACGUUAUUGAGUCGGUCAAUUUACUGGUGAGUGCGAGUGGCAGCGUGCUGCGCAGUGAGAUCGUGGGCAGUGUCAAGAUGAAGGUGGUCCUGUCAGGAAUGCCAGAGCUGCGGCUGGGACUCAAUGACAAGCUCCUCUUUCAGAACACCGGCAGGGAUAAGGGUAAGGCUGUGGAGCUGGAGGAUGUGAAGUUCCACCAGUGUGUGCGGCUGUCCCGCUUUGAGAACGACCGCACCAUCUCCUUCAUCCCCCCCGACGGAGACUGUGAGCUGAUGUCCUAUCGACUCAACACGCAUGUGAAACCUCUGAUCUGGAUUGAAUCUGUCAUUGAGAAAUAUUCCCACAGCCGAGUGGAGAUCAUGGUCAAGGCCAGGGGUCAGUUCAAGCAGAGAUCGACGGCAAACAACGUGGAGAUCACGGUUCCUGUGCCGAGUGACGCCGACUCUCCGAAAUUCAAGGCAUGCACCGGCAGCGCCAAAUGGGUGCCGGAGAAGAACGCGGUCAUCUGGACCAUUAAAUCAUUUCCUGGGGGUAAGGAGUACCUGAUGCGGGCACACUUCGGUCUGCCCAGCGUGGACAGUGAAGAACUGGAGAGGAAGCCACCGAUCACGGUCAAAUUCGAGAUUCCCUACUUCACUGUAUCAGGGAUUCAGGUUCGCUACCUGAAGAUCAUUGAGAAGAGUGGAUACCACGCCCUGCCCUGGGUCAGGUACAUCACCCAGAGUGGAGAUUACCAGCUUCGGACAAACUAAACUGUUCAUUGAAGAUGAAUUUCACACCAUCUUUACUGUGCAGACGAAGACCAAACAAGGGGAAAUCAAACCAGACAAUACAGACGAUCCUUUUAUGAAAGACGGCUUAUUUAUUAUUGAAAAUGUUAAGUGGGAGACAAUUUGUGUUGAAAUGCAAUGCAACGCAUGAAACAUGAAUCACUGUACCAUGUAAACUGUGACAAUAGGGUCAGGUCAUAUCAUAGGCUGUUCUCAUUUUAUGAGGAUGUUUAGCAUAUUUUAAAAACAUUAAGUAUAGUGUAACUAUGCACAAUAACAUUGUAAGGAUGUUUCAGAACACAUGUAUUUACUAAGUAACUACUAUGUAAAUGCACAGUAAUUAGAGACACAGUGGAAAGUGUUACAGAAAUAACAUGGACAAUAACUGACUGGGAACAUUACAAAACAUCCCAGCAGUUUAAAUAUGUGACCCGGAUUGCGCUUUGAUUCUACUUGGAUCUGUACCGUCUCGGCUUGUUUUAUUUCUUCUCACUUUGUAUCUCUUAUUUGGAGAGUGGGGUGUUUUCAUUAAACUUCUUCUGAUCAGA
This is a messenger RNA of Acipenser ruthenus (sterlet), 2038 nucleotides long. Its product is annotated as AP-1 complex subunit mu-1-like. The coding region runs from base 201 to 1472 and encodes 423 amino acids. NCBI's taxonomy places the organism in Eukaryota, Metazoa, Chordata, Actinopteri, Acipenseriformes, Acipenseridae. Gene Ontology annotation, cellular component: clathrin-coated vesicle; clathrin adaptor complex. The transcript is spliced from 12 exons. Gene Ontology annotation, biological process: vesicle-mediated transport; intracellular protein transport. The record is from RefSeq and is a predicted model, not a curated record. Gene Ontology annotation, molecular function: clathrin-cargo adaptor activity.